Molecule: messenger RNA, 1647 nt
Organism: Dermacentor silvarum
Lineage: Eukaryota; Metazoa; Arthropoda; Arachnida; Ixodida; Ixodidae
Source: the annotation of a RefSeq genome assembly
AUUUUUAUUAAAUGAACCCUUAUAUUUUUUAUAAUUAGUUUAAUUUUUUUUUUUUUUUUUAUAACAAUAUUUUAUUUAAAUAACUUUUUAAUUUUAGAGUAUAAUCUUAUUUCAAUUAAUAAUCUAGAUUUAAAAUUAUAUUUACUGUUUGAUUGAAUAAGAUGUUUAUUUUCAUGUAUUGUUUUAUUAAUUUCAAGAAUAGUAUUAAUAUAUAGUUAUAGUUAUAUAAAACAUGAAAAAAAUAAAAUUUCUUUUUGUUGAAUAGUAUUAAUAUUUGUUCUAUCAAUAAUUUUAUUAAUUAUAAUGCCUAAUGCUUUUAUAUUAAUUUUAGGUUGAGACGGUCUUGGGUUAAUUUCUUAUAUUUUAGUUAUUUUUUAUCAAAGAACAAAUUCGUUUAAUUCUGGAAUAAUGACUAUUAUUAGAAAUCGUAUUGGAGAUGUAAUAAUAAUUAUAAUAAUUAUUUUUAUAUUAAAUUUUGGCUCAUUUGAUUUAAUAAGAAUAAAUAAACUUGAAUUUAUCUGUGAAAUAUUUAUUGUUACUGCUGGAUUAACAAAAAGAGCUCAAAUUCCAUUCUCUGCUUGACUUCCCGCUGCUAUAGCAGCCCCCACUCCAGUUUCUUCCUUAGUUCAUUCUUCAACGUUAGUAACAGCUGGAGUUUAUUUAUUAAUUCGUUUUGAUUUUUUAUUUCAGAUUGAAUUUUUUAGCGAAAUUUUAUUUAAAGUUUCGUUUCUUUCUAUAAUAAUAGCAGGGAUUAAAGCCUUUUUUGAAAAUGAUUUAAAGAAAAUUAUUGCCUUUUUUUCUUUUAGUCAACUUUCAAUAAUAAUAGUAGUUUUGUCAAUAAAUUUAACUUAUUUAGCUUUUUUUCCUUUAAUUAUACCUGCUGUAUUUAAAUCAAUACUUUUUUUAGGAGCCGGUUUUGUAAUUCAUAAUUUAAUAGGAAAACAAGAUAUUUGAAUAUUAUCAGAUUUUUUUUUUUUUAGCCCCUUAGUUUUAAGAUGUAUAUUAAUUUCAUUUUAUUCUUUAAUAGGAAUUCCAUUUAUUGGAGGAUUUUAUUCAAAAGAUUUAAUUUUAGAAUAUUUUUUAUUGAAAAACUUUAAUUUAAUUGUAUUAGUAAUUUUUGUAUUAGGAGUAAUUUUUACUUUUUUAUAUAAUAUACGUUUAAUUUAUUAUAUAUUUCUUAAGGGCACUUUAGCUAACAUUUUAAUUAAAAUUAAUUAUGAUAUUUUUAUAAAAUUUCCUAUUUUUUUUUUAACUUUUUUAUUGCUAGUUGUAGGAAAUUUACUUUUUUGAUUUAUUAUACCUUAUCACAGAAUAAUUUUUAUUACUAAUUUACAAAAAUUGUUAAGAUUAAUUUUAUUAAUAGUAGUUUUAUAUAUAAGAAUUUAUUUUAUAAAAAUUAGUUAUUUAAAUCCUAAAAAUUUCGAAUUUUUUAUAACAAUAUGAUUCUUAUCAAAAUUAACAAGUUUAGGCCCCCUUUUCAAUACAAAAAAUUUUUUGAAAAUAAAAAUUAAGGAUUGCCCUUGAAUUGAAAAAAAAAAACCCCUAGGAAUAAAAAGUAUAUUUAUAAAAAAUUAUAAAAUUUCAUUUCUUUCUAAUAAAAUAUCUUUUCCUAAAAUUAUUAUAUUAACUAUACUAUUUAUUUUAUAA